CAAGGCCCCGGCCAUCCUGUACACCUACAGCGGGCUGCGCAACAAGAGAGCUGCUGUCUACGUGGGCAGCUUCUCCUGGUGGACAACUGACCAGCAGCUCAUCCAAACCAUCCGCUCAGUCGGUGUCUACGACGUGGUGGAGCUGAAGUUCGCAGAGAACCGAGCCAACGGCCAGUCCAAAGGGUACGCAGAGGUGGUGGUUGCCUCUGAGAACUCAGUGCACAAGCUCCUGGAGCUCCUGCCUGGCAAGAUCCUCAACGGGGACAAGGUGGAGGUGAGGCUGGCCACCCGGCAGAACCUCUCACAGUUCGAGGCCCAGGCUCGCAAAC
This is a messenger RNA of Nestor notabilis (Kea), 329 nucleotides long. RefSeq names its product cleavage and polyadenylation specificity factor subunit 7-like. Gene Ontology annotation, molecular function: mRNA binding. NCBI's taxonomy places the organism in Eukaryota, Metazoa, Chordata, Aves, Psittaciformes, Psittacidae. The record is from RefSeq and is a predicted model, not a curated record. The transcript has 3 exons. Gene Ontology annotation, biological process: mRNA alternative polyadenylation. The annotation marks the transcript as partial. Gene Ontology annotation, cellular component: mRNA cleavage and polyadenylation specificity factor complex.